Exophiala xenobiotica is the source of this 1186-nucleotide messenger RNA. RefSeq lists its product as uncharacterized. Bases 112 to 1017 code for a protein of 301 amino acids. The record is from RefSeq and is a predicted model, not a curated record. The transcript has a single exon. Gene Ontology annotation, molecular function: protein binding. Lineage: Eukaryota; Fungi; Ascomycota; Eurotiomycetes; Chaetothyriales; Herpotrichiellaceae.
CUUGAAACAUCGAGUUCCUCGAGUCCAUGUUCUCUCCGCAAGCAGCCGAUAUUGACAACAGCUCGUUUCGAUACUAACACCACGGCACACCGUAGAUCCGCGUGCGCAGACAUGUCCCAGUCUCUUGACCACCUACCUCCUGAGGUCCUCCUCUGCAUCCUCUCAUUCCUCGAUACGUCAGAUCUACUACAACUAAGUCGCACAUGCCAUGCAUUACGCGAUCUGGCCUGUGACCCUUUGCUUCACCUCGAACGCCUGCACCAUGCCUCCUAUACGGUCGCCAUUGCACUGGCGCGACGACCAUUAAAGUCCACCAUCAGUCCGCCCAACUCAUGGAUCUGGCUGAGCAGAACCAAUGUGCUAUCGCGCCAGAUCAGCAAGAGUCUGAUCCGCAUACGCUUGAGCCACAAUCUCGAGCACAGACCGAGUCCGCGUGACUUGGUCGAGCGAGCAAUUCUCCCAUCCACAUGCACCACCUAUUCGUCCCUCGUUUCUCCAGCACUAAUACAGUCCCAACAAGCGGUACAGAGGCGAAGGUUGAUGGAUGGACUCGGUCGCAAACUCGAGCGCAGGCCGAGCAUGAACAGCCUAAUAUCUAUGAACAUUAUGCCCGAGGAGUGUGCCCGCCGAAACGUGUCUCCCGCAAUUGUGGCCACGCGGCGCAAAGUCAUACGAGAGAGCUUGAAGGACGGUCUACGUGCAUGGGUCGAAGGUCGGGCAUUACAGGCGCAAAAGCGGAAGGCAGACGAAAUGGAAGCAGUAGAGAAGAAUACUGUUAAGACGCUCGUACGAAGGUUCGCAGCGAAGAAACUUGCGCUGGAGAGGGCGGAGAAAAUCAACCCUGUAAGUCUGGAGAAACGGAGGGCCCAGGCGAGAUGGGGAAGGGAAGUAGAAAUGGCCAGACAGGAGGAGGAAAGGAGAGUCAUGGCAAAUGGUGCGUGUCCACAGCCCACCAGGGCCCAUGUGCUGGGAUUGAAGAAGUUCUGGGAGGGUGUUAUUAGAGCUGCUGCUGGAUAAGAAGAAUCUGCAAAUUGCUGGAAUCGAGGAUUCAGAAUUGAUUGCUACUACUCCGUGCAUAUCUGGAGGCAAGAAAGCUCCGAAUUGUAGCGAACUGGCAGAGCGUAACCUACAGCUCGCCUUCUCCUGCUCCUGGAGCUCGAAUGGCGACACCGUGGCUACAAUUUCC